This is a messenger RNA of Phascolarctos cinereus (koala), 5316 nucleotides long. RefSeq names its product nidogen 2 (gene NID2). The record is from RefSeq and is a predicted model, not a curated record. NCBI's taxonomy places the organism in Eukaryota, Metazoa, Chordata, Mammalia, Diprotodontia, Phascolarctidae. Gene Ontology annotation, cellular component: plasma membrane. Gene Ontology annotation, biological process: canonical Wnt signaling pathway; cell-matrix adhesion. Gene Ontology annotation, molecular function: calcium ion binding; Wnt-protein binding; Wnt receptor activity.
CCUGGGCUUAGAGGGCCCGCAGGGAAUCUUUGGUCAGAUGUUCAGAGCACCGAUUCUGGGCUGGUUGUACUGGGGUGUGGAUGGCAGACGCGCUCUGCUCCUGAAGCAAUCCCGCGAUCUUGCCAUGAAGGGAGAAAGGGAUACGGGUCAGCAGAGGCAGCUGCUGCUGCUCCUGUUUCAUUUACACUGGCUGCUCCCUUCGGCCUCAGCCCUCCACCGCAGGACCUCUUUCCGUAUGGUGAAUCCUGGGGGGACCAAUUCCUUGCAGGAAGGGGAUGAUGAAACCUCAGCCUCGCUAAAGCUGAAGAGACCCUUGUGGUUCUAUGACGCUCAGUUCAGUAGCCUCUAUGUGGGCACUAAUGGAAUCAUCUCAACUCAAGAUCCUAGAGAGAUACAAUAUGUGAAUGAUGACUUUCCCACAGAAUUCCCUGCAAUUGCUCCGUUCUUAUCUGACCUUGAUACUAGCAGUGGGAGGGGAAAGAUCUCUUACAGAAAAGAUGACUCUGUGGAGAUAUUGAGCCAGGCAUCGCAAUAUAUUCGUACUGGGUUUCCCAAAACUGCUGCAAACUACACCCCAACACAUGCCUUUCUUGCUACAUGGGAGGAGGUGGGUGCCUAUGAGAAAGUGACACAAAAUGUGUUGCCAUCAAGACUGAUGAAUACUUUUCAGGUAGUCUUGGCAUUUGAUGAGUUUGAUACCUACGCUCUUUUUCUUUAUCCUACCAAUGGUCUUCAAUUCUUUGGAACUUGUCCCAAAGAAUCUUCUGAUACACAGCUUGAACUCCCAGCCAGAGUGGGUUUCAGCCGAGGUAAAGACAACUAUCAGAAGAGAGAAGGGAUUUAUUUUAGUGUAACUAGCACUGAACAAUCUGUGAAAAAUCUCUACCAAAUAAGUAACCUGGGCAUACCUGGAGUAUGGGCUUUUCACAUUGGCAGCACAUUCCACAUGGAUAAUGUUGAACCUGCAAACCUCAGAGGAAACCUUUCCAUAGCCCAUUCUCUGGAGCAGUUUCUUAAUAAUGCUGCAGAGUACAGUGUCCUGGAAAGUAACUAUACUGACGAGAAAACAGAUUAUGUUGAGGUUUUUUAUAAUAAAGAUGGUGAUGAAAAUGAACACUCACCCAGUGGACAAGAGCUAGUAUCAAACAGUCACAGCAAGAAAGAAGUUUUACUUGACUUACAUGCCACCUCUCAUAGUCAAGUAGAUAAUAGUGAAUCAAACCAUGAUGGUAUAUUCUCUCCACUGGACUCAGAGCAGAGAUUCAAAUUGCUGUAUCCAGCAACUAGUCAUUGGCCAUUAUCUCCUAAAACAGAAUCUGAUUCCUUGUAUCAUCAAAUUAAACAAGGGACACCAGAGAGGGAGGCAAUUUUUCAGAUAUCACAAGGCCACACUGAGUCUUCUCAGCAAAAAGGAAUUAAAAGCCCAGUUCCACCAGACACCAAUGGAGAAUUCCUCGAUCUCUUAACAGAAGCUUCACGAUUCUAUCCUAAAAAUGAAACUAUCCAGCCCUACCCAGAUGGUAGAGCUAUGUCUUCAGAAAUGGAAGCUCUCUCAGACUAUUCUGAGGGAGUUGUUCUUACAGAUUAUCAUUUUCCAGAAAAUACACCGCCAUUGAAUCAUGGGAGGUAUGUUGUGGGAAUGGAAGAAGAUAGCAGUUUCAAAACUGAUGUAUUCACACGUCAAGCUGCCAUCAAGGAAACAUGUGAACAGAACCACAGACAGUGCUCUCAGCAUGCUUUCUGCACAGACUAUCCCACUGGCUUCUGCUGCCACUGCCAGUCAAACUACUAUGGAAAUGGAAAGCACUGCUUGCUAGAAGGAGCACCUCACCGAGUCAAUGGGAAAGUGAGUGGCCAUCUCCAUGUAGGACAUACUCCAGUGUCCUUCACUGAGGUAGACCUGCACGCCUACAUCGUAGGAAAUGACGGGAGAGCCUAUAUAGCUAUCAGUCACAUCCCUCAUCCUGCAGCCCAGGCCCUGUUGCCUCUCACCCCAAUUGGAGACCUCUUUGGCUGGCUCUUUGCUUUAGAAAAACCAGGCUACAAGAAUGGCUUCAGCAUCACUGGUGCUACCUUCAGUAAUCACAUGGACAUCACCUUCUACCCAGGAGAAGAGAGAGUUCAUAUUACUCACAUCGCUGAAGGACUCGAUCCAGAAAACUACCUAAGUGUUAAGACAAACAUUCAAGGGCAGGUGCCUUUUAUUCCAGCAAAUUUUACAGCCCAUAUUGCACCAUACAAGGAGAUUUACCACUACUCCGAUUUGGCUGUGACUUCUACAACCUCCAGAGAAUAUUAUCUUUCAUUUGGUGAAAUCAACCAAACAUUCUCUUAUCAUUUAUACCAGAAUAUUACUUACGAGGACUGUAAGCAUACUUCUAAUCCCAGGAAUGUUCCUAGAACUCAGCAGCUAAACGUGGAUCAUAUUUUUGCCUUAUAUAACGAGGAAGAAAAAGUGCUUAGAUAUGCUAUGACCAAUCAGAUUGACCCAGUGGAAGGGAGUACAGACCCCUUGGUGCCAAAUCCUUGCUAUGAUGGAAGCCAUACAUGUGACAUAACAGCUCGGUGUCUGGUGGGAACAGGACUAGCCUAUUCAUGUGAAUGUGCAGCUGGCUACCAAGGAGAUGGAAGAAAUUGUUUUGAUGUUAAUGAAUGUGCAACAGUUUCCCACCUAUGUGGCCAUAAUUCUGUGUGUAUCAACUUGCCAGGGAGCUACAGAUGUGAGUGCCAGAGUGGUUAUGGAUUUGCAGAAGAUAAGCAUACCUGUAUUUUAAUUGUCCCACCAUCCAAUCCUUGUGAAGAAGGCAGUCACAAUUGUGCUCCUGUUGAAAGGGCCCAAUGUAUUUACCAUGGAGGCAGUUCUUACAGCUGUAUUUGCCUUUCUGGUUAUGUUGGCAAUGGACAUGAGUGUACUGAUGUUGAUGAAUGUAUAGAAGAAAGAUGUCACCCUGCUGCUACCUGCCAUAAUAUCCCUGGCUCCUUCUCUUGCCACUGCCAACCUGGCUACAAUGGAGAUGGCUUUCAGUGUUCUCCUGAACCUACACAGGGACCACAAACAGUUUGUGAGCGCUGGAGGGAAAGUCUUCUGGAACACUAUGGUAGCAGACCUCGGGAAGACCAAUAUAUUCCACAGUGUGAUGAGUUUGGCCAUUUUAACCCUUUGCAGUGUCAUGGAAACAGCAACUAUUGUUGGUGUGUGGAUAAGGAUGGCAGAGAAGUUGAAGGAACUAGAUCACAACCAGGAAUCACUCCUGCAUGUAUACCAAGCAUUGCUCCUCCCACCAUUCUGCCAUCCCCACGUCCUAAUGUUAUACCACCAUCUGUGGGUACAUUCCUGCUCUAUGCCCAGGGCCAGAAGAUUGGCUACCUACCUCUCAAUGGAACCAGGCUACAGAAAGAAACAGCCAAGACACUACUAUCACUGCAUGGUUCCAUUGUGGUAGGGAUAGACUAUGACUGCCAGGAGAAGAUGGUAUACUGGACAGACGUUGCUGGGCGUGUAAUCAGUCGGGCCAGUCUGGAAUUAGGCAAUGAGCCCGAAAUUGUCAUCAGUUCAGGACUGAUGAGCCCAGAAGGACUUGCCAUUGACUAUUUCCAUAGAACCAUGUUCUGGACAGAUAGUGGCCUUGAUAAAAUAGAGAGUGCCAAGUUGGAUGGUUCAGAGCGCAAGGUUCUCUUUGACACUGAUCUAGUGAAUCCUCGAGCCAUCACUGUGGAUCCAAUCAGAGGCAACCUGUACUGGACUGACUGGAAUAGAGAAGGACCUAAAAUUGAAACCUCUUCUAUAGAUGGAACAAAUAGAAGGAUUUUGGUGAAUAAAGACAUUGGACUACCUAAUGGUUUGACCUUUGACCCUUUCUCUAAACUGAUUUGUUGGGCAGAUGCAGGAACCAAAAAACUGGAAUGUGCAUUCUCAAAUGGAACUGGAAGGCAUAUAAUACAAAAUAAUCUGAAUUAUCCCUUCAGCAUUGUUAGCUAUGCAAAUCACUUUUAUCAUACAGACUGGAGAAGGGAUGGUGUUAUAGCAGUAAACAAAGAUAAUGGCCAGUUUACUGAUGAGUAUCUUCCAGAGCAAAGAUCACAUCUUUACGGAAUAACUGCAAUUUACCCUUAUUGUCCAAAAGGCAAAUAAACAAUCUAGAGGUGAGCAUCACGAUCUCAUUUUGUAAAACGGAUUGUGUCAAAGAUGAUGCAUAGGAGCUACAUUCCUUUAGCAGAUAUGCUGUUUGCUCCUGGAGUCCCAUCACCCCACCACUGUGAGAGCCACUGGUAGCCAUAACAGUACACAUGAGUACAAGUCCCACUGCAGCUAUGCAAUUACUUAUUAAUAGUCACUGAAUCUUCGUCCCUGGCACGCUACAUGAAAAGGGGUCAGCUUCCCUGUAUUUCUCCCUUUAAAUACCUGAUAAAAACACUUAGUGUGAGAAAGAGUAAGAAAAUAACCUUUUCCCCUUCCCUCUCCCUUCUCUCUACAGGAAUAAAGUAAUGAAUUCUAAAUAACAGAAUUUUAACUCUGAAGACUAUUUCCUUACCAACAGUUGGAAAAUGAGUGAAGAAAAUGAAAAAAACAGAAUAAAUGAAGGCUACUGCCAGUUUCUGGAUAUGCCACAAAAUGACCUUUUAGAGGGCAAAGAUUAGUAAGUGUAUUCUGGGAAAGUGUUAUACCUCAAUCUUUACUACUGUAUUUUCUAAAAACAAACAAAAAAAAAUUGAUAUUGAUACUAUAAGGAAAAAAUAAAAUCCACUAAGUGCUAUGAACAGAAUUUGAUUGUUGCUUAUAAAACAUUUUUAAAUAUAAUUACCAUAUUUCACUUUUAAGGUAAAAAUUCCUUAAAGAAAAAUUAAUUAAAUUUGAAAUGUAAAGAACUCAUAGAUCAAUUUUAGUUACAGGUUCCUCUUGGCUAAAAGAUUAUUUUGCUUAACUAAAAUAUGCAUUUAAAGAAAAAAAUAUAGUCCUAAAGAUCACAAAUGUCGAUCACAAGCCUUGAAGAAGCUAUGUAAGUAACAUUAAUGGGAAAAACCAAUGUAAUUAGGAUUUUUGAAGUUCUAAAUGUUGUCUCUUUACCUCACCACCAGUGAAUUUCUUUUAGUAUUUAUAUUAGAAGGUGCUAGAAUAAUUCAUUUUGUAUUUUAUAGUUCUUAAGUGCCUAUAUACCCAUAGCAGAAAAAAUUACAUUCAUGUAUACUUAUAAGAUAUAGUUCUAUUCAAAGGUUCUGGAUUACUUUAAUAAAACAUUUAAGUUUUCCUGUCAGUAAGACUUAGUGUUGUUUAUGACAAACUUGAGAAUCAUAAUAAAUAAUAAUUUUAAAUUCAAA